This is a messenger RNA of Mesocricetus auratus (golden hamster), 2617 nucleotides long. RefSeq names its product transmembrane protein 252 (gene Tmem252). The coding region runs from base 103 to 609 and encodes 168 amino acids. The transcript has 2 exons. Lineage: Eukaryota; Metazoa; Chordata; Mammalia; Rodentia; Cricetidae. The record is from RefSeq and is a predicted model, not a curated record.
UCGUGUGUGUAUAAGGCUGCAACCUGGCUAAUGAGUGUGUUUCCCUGAGCAGGCCUGGAAACAGAAGAGUGGCAAGGUCAGACGGGCUCCAGACAAGCAGGGAUGCAGAACAGGACUGGUCUAAUUCUCUGUGCCCUCUCUCUCUUCACUGGCUUCCUGAUGAUCUGCUUGGGGGCCUUCUUCAUCUCCAACUCCAUAUUCUACUCUCCAAGGAACCUGGUCAUGGCCUAUGUACUUCUGCCUAUGGGGUUUGUGAUCCUUCUGAGUGGAAUUUUCUGGGCCACUUACCGCCAAGCAAAUGAAAACAAAGAGAUGUUCAACCAUGUGCUCAGACAGCACCUUGCUUCUCAGGACCUGUCCCUGGCCACAAUAGACAGACCCAACUUUUACCCUCCGGCUUACGAAGAAAGCCUGGAUGCUGAGAAGCAGGCCUAUCCUGCAGGCAGAGGGCUCCUGGAAUUUCCUCCUCCUCCAUACACAGCGACAAGCCUUGAACUUGAAGAUGAAAAUGAGCCACAACCAGAGGCCCCACCGCCCUACCAGGAGAGCAUGGCAGGUGCAGUGGCUACAGAGAAGGCCUGGGAUGCUGUGGACCAGGCACAGUGCUGAAGGCAGGGCCAGCUCUCCAGCACUCAGGACUCCCCAGCUGCUGAGGAGACGGCUGGCCAGGGACCAGGAAGCUGCUCUGUCGCCCUGCACUGGAGCAGGGCCACCAUGGGUUCAAGAGACUAGUGUUUCCAGGACAGCUUGGGGUCCUUGAAGGACAUAGCCAUCAGAAGGAAGUUGGUGUAGAGAAUUCCCACAAAGCCCAACCCAGGCAAACCUUAGACGGGAGAGAAGGCAUAUGGACUGGCCUUCCAACCCCCUCCUAACCCCAUGACCUCAACUCAAGCCUGGAGGUGCAUUUGCUGUUGGUGGGGACUGCCACAGCCCUUCACAUACUGUGUCCAAAGAAUCUCAAAGGGAAGACUGUGUGGGAAGUCUUAGAGUCACCCUACUGACCGUGCUACCUGAGGGACGCCAUAGCUCAGACAUAUCAUGGGAGGGGCACUAGGAACCGAGGAACGUUAUUUUGUAUCAUUUUAUUUUAAUUAUGUAUGGGUUUUUUUCUACGUGAAAGGGAAGAGGCUGCAAUAUUUGCUUUCCAAUGGUUCAAACACAAAAUGUUGAGUGACCUCUUAAAGAGGGUCUCAUGAAGGCACAGAGGGGUUCUUCAAGAUUAAAGUUGAGUAGACAGAAUACUAAAUUCAUGACCAGAUAAUCAAGGGUGAUGCUGAUAUAUAACUUCUUACAAAUCCUGUGAAGUUUAAAAAUAUAUGUAGCUUUCCAAGAUGUAACCCCCCCCUCAGAUUCAGAAUGUAAGAGAUAAAAAAACUGUUUCUAUCACCAGGAGGUAGGGGUGUGUGUGUGUGUGUGUGUGUGUGUGUGUGUGUGUGUGUGUGUGUGUGUGUAUAGAGAACUAAACUUUUGGACUUAAAAACCCCAAUGGUCCCUCCUGGGUUUUAUCUUCUUUGCGAGAGUUUUUAAGGUCAGAGAACAGGUUAGGAAGAAGGAUGGUGGCGGGACAGGUGGGCUGAGACUUUUGAAUGUGGAUGAGGAUGUCUAUAUCCUGGCCUCAAGUUCCUUCUCUACCAAGUGAAGCAUCAGUGUUCAGGUUGAUAUCUAACAGUCAUGGCAUGCCUCACACGUGAUGGGUAAGCUAGCCUUCCCAUCCAUGUUAUUUAGGCCCCAUCCUCUCUUUGAGAGGCGGGUGCUGUGGCCAUUCCUGUUUUAUGGAUGUGUCAACUGGGGCUUUGAGGAUUCAGGAAAUGUAUUCAGUGAGACAGUGGCCUCAAGGAAGGUGAAAAACCUGCAGGAACGUGAGGAGAGUGACUCACCUCACACUUUUGAGUUAGGCUGGCUAUGUCUUUCCUCUGUCCAGGACACAUCUUAGAUUUCUUACUCCAUGUCAAAAUGACCCCCAACAGAAAGCAACGUUCCCAGUCACUACUCUAUUGUCCAUCCUUGAAGAAGCAGCUGAGGUGACUUUAGGAUUAUUGGGCUUCUCGGUUAAAAUAUGCCAGCCUGUUUCCUGCCUGUGAAAUGGACCCUCACAGUGCAGUUUUCCUGCAUCCUAUGGAGGAUAGCCAUGAUGCUGGGUACAGAAGAGUCUUUAAAUACACAGGGGAAGGAUGACAUCUUUCAAGAAGAGAGCCAUCAAGGUGGAACUGGGUAUCCAUGGUCUCUGCUUCUCCACUGGUGUGGAAUGCACAGACUGUGAGUGUCCGAUAGAACAAAAGAUGCCAAAUGAACAAACCCCUAGUCCAUGAAGCACACCUUUAUGAAUCUCUGCUUUGAGUCCUUGGCAAUGAGCGAAUGACUAGAUAGGAAGGCCACUAAUGACUGUUAGCAGGAAGGUGACCAUUUAUUAACAAUGCAAUUCAUCAUUCCUUUCUUGUCAUCUCUUUUCAUCAUUCCCCUACCGAGCAUUUUUUCCUACUCGUCUGAAUGACCAGCAUUAUUGAACUUCUACCCAGAUUUGCACACAGAAUAGAUGGUUUGUCAACCACUCAGAUGAGCCAAUUUCGUUUGCAUACAUUGUGUUAAUCUCCUUAAGGAAAUAAAUUUUACAUUCAGA